This is a messenger RNA of Penaeus indicus, 1723 nucleotides long. It is a transcript of the gene Phm, whose product is annotated as peptidylglycine alpha-hydroxylating monooxygenase-like. Gene Ontology annotation, cellular component: membrane; extracellular region. The transcript is spliced from 9 exons. Gene Ontology annotation, biological process: peptide metabolic process. Lineage: Eukaryota; Metazoa; Arthropoda; Malacostraca; Decapoda; Penaeidae. The record is from RefSeq and is a predicted model, not a curated record. Bases 42 to 1100 code for a protein of 352 amino acids. Gene Ontology annotation, molecular function: copper ion binding; oxidoreductase activity, acting on paired donors, with incorporation or reduction of molecular oxygen, reduced ascorbate as one donor, and incorporation of one atom of oxygen.
CGAGGCGAGUCACUCACCAGUCACCACCAGUUGACGUCGAGAUGGCAAGGCGAGCGGGUGUGUGCGCUGCGCUCCUCGUGGGCGUCUUGGCCUCCUUGGCGGCCGCCGAGUCCUACGAGAAGUUCCCUCUCCUCAUGCCCAACGUGCGGCCAGAGAAGGCUGAGACGUAUUUCUGCACACCGAUCCGGAUAGAUCCCACUCAGGAGUAUUAUGUCACCGCCUUCGAGCCCAACGCCACCAUGGACACCGCCCACCACAUGCUGCUCUACGGCUGCGAGACCCCGGGCAGCGACGAGGAGGUCUGGAACUGCGGUGAGAUGGCUCUGUCGCAGCCCGGCAUCGCCACGGCCUCCGUCUGCGGGUCCGGCUCGCAGGUGAUCUACGCGUGGGCCCGCGACGCCCCGAAGCUGGUGUUGCCCAAGGGCGUGGCAUUCCGGGUGGGAGGGAAGUCCAGCAUCCAGUAUCUCGUCCUGCAGGUGCACUAUGCCUCCGUCGAGAGGUUCAAGGAUGGCUCCACUGACGACUCCGGUGUGUUACUGUACUACACAGAGACUCCGCAACCCAAGGCGGCGGGCGUUCUCCUGAUGGGCACGGGCGGCCGCAUCAACCCCAACAGCGUCGAGUACAUGGAGACGGCCUGCACCAUCCAGGAGGACAAGGUGAUCCACCCCUUCGCCUUCAGGACGCACACGCACGCCCUAGGUCGCGUGGUGUCGGGCUACAAGGUCACCAGGAAAGGGUCCACAGACGAGUGGGAGCUCAUCGGCAAGAAGGACCCGCAGCUGCCGCAGAUGUUCUACCCCGUGGCCAACGACCUCACGCUCACCAAGGGGGACACAGUGGCUGCCAGAUGCACAAUGGAGAGCAAUCGUGACCGCACCACUAGGGUCGGGUCCACCAACGAGGACGAAAUGUGCAACUUCUACAUCAUGUACUGGACGGCGAAGGAGCCGCUGUCGCAGAAGAGCUGCUUCUCCCUCGGCCCGCCCUUCUACUACUGGAAUCGCGGCGGCCUCGGCAACAUCCCCGACAGGGAUGCGUCCUCGCUGCCCGUGGGGACCUCGGCCAAAGAGAGCGGGGUGGCGCCGCACCAGAUUUAGGAGCAGGAGAGUGACUGCUGGUGAAGGAGGAGAAGCUGGAGGGGAACUGCUGGUGAAGGAGGAGCAUGGUGAGGAGUGCUGGUGGAGGAGGAGCAGGUGGCGCUGACGGUGGGAGAAGUGAUGUCGAAGGAACCCGAGGAGACAGCAAAGAGAACACGGGAACACCGAAGGAGAAGGGAGAAAUCAUGAGACCCUCCAGAAUGUCAUAUCUUUAAGUAACAUUUUAGAAAACCUUUGAAUGGAGCGUUUCAAGAACUGCAAAUACUUAGCCAGCGUAGAAUAAACAUGCAGAAGGAUUGCCCUGUAGACACAAGCACAAGUAUAUUACUUCUGUUUAGUACAUGGGAUGUUUAGGUUUUUCUAUCCAGUGUUCUGUUAUCACAGUUAUUAACGUUUGUUAUACAUUGCGGAAAUUUUAUUAUCAACAACAAAUAAAUUUGGCAUUUUUAUAAUCUGAUGCCACACACGGGCAUGACGCGCUGCGUUCAACACAUUCCAGUGUUUAGAAGUUAUAUGCAAUGCGUCACUGCAGCUUCGGUUGGAACGCCAUGCCCUACUUGGCGUGGCGGUUUGUUUCUUUGUUAUUUUUUUCUCGAUUUCAGAUUAAAACUAUUUAUUGAAAA